ACUUUUUUAUCAUAAGUUGAAAAACUAUUGUCAAAAAUAAAAUGGGGAAUUUUACUACAGAAGACAAAAUAUGUAUAACACGUGAGAUAACAGUAAAUAAAACUGAAGGUUAUGACGAUAUAAUCACCAAUUUUGAUAUAAAGGAAACAUGCAAAUGGAUCGAAAGAAAAAAGUUUGCGAAAGUGUGCUUACAAUUUCCCGAUGACCUGCUAGAAGUAAGUUGCAAAGUUUAUAAGGAAAUUAAAGAUCGAAUUGAAGUUGACCUGUAUAUUAUGGGAGAUACAUCAUAUGCUAGCUGUUGUAUAGAUUCUGUGGCAGCUAUGCAUGUGCAGGCCAAUGGAAUUGUGCAUUAUGGUCACAAAUGCUUUUCAAAAACUGAUAUACCAGUUUACAUGGUAUUGCCAAAAGAAAAACUGGAUUUUGAUGCAGCAAUAAAUACAUUGAAAGAAAAAUAUGAUUCUGAUGACAACAUGAAGUUAUGCCUCUUUUAUGGUGCAGAAUUUGAACACUGCAAUGAAAAUAUCACCCGAAAAUGGUUUCAAAAAUAUCCAAAGAGUUAUAUAUGUCACAUUGAAUUAGAAGAUAAGCCUGAGAGAUUUCUUGGAAGGAUAAUCAAAGACGUACAAAAUGUGGAAUACCCAAUUCAAGCAUUGAAAGAUUGUAUCUGCAUUUAUUUAGGCUCUCGGGGGCAGACAAUAUUCAACUACACUAUAUCUAUUCCAGCUACCAAAUGGUACUUAUUAAAUCCAUCAUCCAGUCAAUUAGAACAAUUGGAUGAAACAAUAUGGUUUAAGCGCAGACGCUUCCUUAUAGAGAAGUGUAAAGAUGCUAAUAUAAUUGGUAUACUUAUAUGUAAGCUAUCAGGUAAACAGACCAAAGAUAUCAUCAGUAGAAUGAAAGAACUCUGUAAAGUAAAUGGAAAGAAAAGCUACAUUGUGUCUGUUGGUAAACCCAAUAGUGCUAAAUUAGCCAAUUUUCCUGAAAUUGACAUAUAUGUGAUGAUUGCAUGUCCAGAAAAUGAUCUAUACAGUUCGCGGGACUUUUAUAGACCAAUAGUUUUCCCGUACGAACUUGAAAUUGCCCUCAAUUCCAACAGAGAACCUUUUCCCACAUACCAUGUCACAGACUAUGAUGAACUUCUACCUGGAAGAAGACACUAUGGAGAUAUUAAACCGAUACAAGAGAUCGCAGAUGUUAGUCUAAUAACAGGCCGAAUAAGAGAAGCGAAAGUGAACCAUUUAGAUGGCAGUAGUCAAGAACUAGCUGAACAACAAAAUUGGGCUUUAGAAUCGAUAGGAAAGACCCUCCAAGAUAGAUCUUGGAAAGGUCUAGAACAAAAACUAGGCGAAACUGAAGUAAAAAAGGUGGAAGAAGGACGUAAAGGCAUAGCAUUACAGUACAGCAAUGAACAGGAGUGAAUUUUGAUUUCUUUAUUGUUACUAUUUUAAUU
Bombyx mori (domestic silkworm) is the source of this 1450-nucleotide messenger RNA. RefSeq names its product diptheria toxin resistance protein (gene Dph2). Gene Ontology annotation, molecular function: 2-(3-amino-3-carboxypropyl)histidine synthase activity. Gene Ontology annotation, biological process: protein histidyl modification to diphthamide. NCBI's taxonomy places the organism in Eukaryota, Metazoa, Arthropoda, Insecta, Lepidoptera, Bombycidae. The record is from RefSeq and is marked provisional.